UGACGACACUUGGAGAUCUUGCAGGGGAUGGCCUUGAAGGCGUUCAGGUCGCUCCUCAACAAACACAGCUUCGGCAUGCUCUGCUCGAACAUACUAUAAAGCGGACUGGAUUUGGAGAUACACGCAUCUUUUCUAGAACGUUCCAUGUGCGAUUCAAGAUGCCUCAUCAAAGCACUGAUCUCUAAAGACAGGAUGCAUGAUCAGUGUCGAUAACGAUUGGAGCUUCAACGGUGUGAUGACUAAACGUUGAGGUUACUCAUAUGAUCGGAGUACCCGUCUAUCUUUGCCAACCUGGUCUUCUGUGGAGACGGAGUGAUUUCCGCCGGCACCAUGGGUACGAGCUACUACAGGGGAUGACCGCAUCGGAGCGACUCCAACUUGCUACAAGAAUAUUGGGAUCUAGAAGUAUACGAGCGGACGUGGCCACCCUAUGUACAGCACAAGCACCGUCACUGAAAUACGGCAGUGGAAAGAGCAGCCUUGUAGAAUGCUGCAGCAGACAGUUUUCGACUGCUGUGGGUGGCUCCUCGUGGAUAAUGUUAGGAGUGCGCCAGCCACACUGCAGAGCCAAUAAUGUUAUGCUAACAGUAUCAUGCCCAAACUGGACGACAUGCAUGGCUAGGCGGGCAGGUCGGCCAUGCCGUCCAGAUACAGGAACUGCGGAGAGUAGUCUUACCCGAUCGGUGAAUGCCAUCACUGGAUUGGGGAAGGUGCAGCUUUGGUCUACCUCGUAUGCACGACUCGCACACUUUAAGUGGGGCGACAGCGCAACGGACCGCAUCCACCUCAGGAACGCCACAGCUACGAUGUUUCGAAGCGAAACCAGAUGUCCCCACAAUGACAGUUCACAUGCUCGAGACCCUGACUUCAGCUCAAGCCACUCAAGCUAAGUGGAGACAUUGUCGGAAUACGAGCACGCACGUGCUGUGAAGAAGCUCAACUUACGUUUCGGCGAUUAGAAUGUCGAGGCUGGUACAGAGAUGAGACUCUCGAGUGGCUCGCUUCUGACUGAGAAAGGCCCUUCGACCUACAGUGGCUGGCUGAACGUACGUUGCUCGGCAUCGGUCUGACGACGACAACACCCCAAGUAGCUAUAACGGAUCUUCCAAGAUGCAAACCAACUCGAUUGGAGCUCUAGGUACAGAGAUUUGGUGACUGAUCAC
Messenger RNA from Didymella exigua CBS 183.55, 1163 nucleotides. RefSeq lists its product as uncharacterized. NCBI's taxonomy places the organism in Eukaryota, Fungi, Ascomycota, Dothideomycetes, Pleosporales, Didymellaceae. The record is from RefSeq and is a predicted model, not a curated record. The transcript has 2 exons. The coding region runs from base 261 to 890 and encodes 209 amino acids.